Molecule: messenger RNA, 1833 nt
Organism: Symbiodinium natans
Lineage: Eukaryota; Dinophyceae; Suessiales; Symbiodiniaceae
Source: the annotation of a GenBank genome assembly
AUGGUGUACGUGAUCUCCCCAGCCUGCAGCUACUUGCUGGUAGCGCUCGUCGUGCUCGUCGUGCAUGCCGCCAGUCCACCUGGUGGUGCCUUUGAGUGUCCAUGUAUCAGCAACACAUCGUCAUCAUGGGCUGUGAUCCGCGCAGAGCUCCUGACACAUGCUGGAUAUGGCUCAGACUAUGGAUUGCAGGGAUGCCAGGAGUACGACAGAGAUCUCGUGCAAUCUGGGUGCUCGCAGAACGAGGCCGACUUCUGUGAGCGCAGCUGGUGCUACGUGGAUGUCGACGCCUGCCGGUACAACGAAACGGCGUGCACAGCUGCAGGUGGUCAGCCGGGAGGGACGGCAUCGCCGUCAUGCCGGACUCGGCCUAUGACAGACAGUAGCUUAUUGUCUACGGCAGUUUACAGCUAUGAAACCUGUGGGUACAGGAACACAUAUGAUUUGGGCCCAAUCAUGGAGCCCAUUGCAGGAAAGGUGAUGAGAUUCGCUGCUGACGACUUCAGCUGGUUCGUUUACACCAAGCCGGAGGUGGAUCCGGAAAACCCAAAUGUCACCAAAGCAGGUGUCGACUAUGACUUUUUCGUUGAGCUGGCCAGCAAUUUCAACCCCCAAGCUACAUUUGAGUUUGUUGAUGGCUUUUCAACGCAAGUUUCCAGGUCGCUGUUCUCAAGCUCUUGGACGGCGUGCGUACACGAUGUUGCUGUCGGCUACAUCGAUGCUUGCGUCGGCCCAUUUUGGAUCACACCUGAGCGGGCGGAGAUGACUCAGUUUCUCUCAAUUUCGGUUGACCUGUUUUACCUCAUCGCACCGAAGCAGGACGAAACGCCCAGCUCACUGGGGGACUUCAUUGCUGCCCCCUUCAGGCCAUUCAUGCCGGAGACUUGGUUGGCCAUCGUGUGCUUUUUGAGCGUCCUCGCCUGCACGCUCUGGGCCAUCGAGGGCUGGGAGACUGGUUGCACUCUUGGUUGGCGAUCGCAGGCCGAGAACGGUUUCGUGAAAGCCUACGAGACUGUUCAGGCCUUUCUCGCUGGAGGUGUUGAGGCAGAGAGCCACAACUUGCCCCGCAAGUUCCUGGUUCUUGGUUUCGCCUUCUUCCUUUUGAUUGUCAGCGAGAGCUACUCAGCCAGCCUGACGUCUAUGUUGGUCGUGAGGAGGGAGGCCUCUGGGAACAUUGAGAACAUUGAGGAUGCCAUCGAGAGGGGCAUGAAGAUCUGUAUUCCUGCCGUGAUCGCACCCACUCUCAAGAGCAUGCACGGCAAUGCGCAGUUUGUUGAGCUGGGCGACUCACGUUCUCCCCCGCGUCACAUCUAUGCUGGGGACUGUGAGGUCGGGAUCAUGGCUCAGAGUGGUAUCGACUUGCUGGAGUCCGGUGCGCUGCACCAGUCAGACUGCGAGAACGUGAGGUCCAACGGGAAGCCCGAGUCAGAGUACCGAUGUGAGACCGACUCAAAAGGAAAGGCGAGGGAUGAUUGCAACUUGCUGAAGGUUGGGGAGGUGCUCACCUCUGUGGGCGUUGGCUAUCCUGUCAACACCAAGGCUGCACAGAGCCUGUCUUGGGCGGUGACCAAAGCUACCAUGGCAGGAAAGUACAGCGACGCGAUGCGCAGUCAUCAGUCCAUGAAACCCAGAAGCCAAUGCCUAGCAGCUGCUGAGAUCUCCGUGGAGGAGGAUGGUCUUCCCGUUGAGUCCAUGGUAGGUGUUAUCAUCAUCAGUAGUAUGUGUCUCGGCGUCUCUGUCGUAAUUUUGAUUGGCCGCAUGCUCUGUCAGCGUAGAGACCCCCAGAGCAAGCCAGAAGGGGAAGAUGCCGAAGCUGCCGAUGCCGACGCUGCAUAG